Messenger RNA from Dunckerocampus dactyliophorus (ringed pipefish), 8121 nucleotides. It is a transcript of the gene akap6, whose product is annotated as A kinase (PRKA) anchor protein 6. Bases 334 to 7209 code for a protein of 2291 amino acids. The record is from RefSeq and is a predicted model, not a curated record. The transcript is spliced from 24 exons. Lineage: Eukaryota; Metazoa; Chordata; Actinopteri; Syngnathiformes; Syngnathidae.
CAGGACGGGAAGCACCACACCCUGUCAGCGAAUCAGAGUAGGGCCCGCCCUCUCCAUCACAUCCUCUUCAGUUUCCAAGGUGCCGCAUCAUCGCCGUCACCCACUGCUUAGCUUAGCAGCUGGCUAGUUUUUAGCAUUAGCAUUCUUGCUGCAGUGGGACAGUCCCGACGUGUGAGGCACCACCCUCCCAUCAGCCCGUCCGUCUCCGUCCUUCUCCAUCCUUCUCUGUCCUCCAGCAUCCGGCUCACUGCGGAGGAUGAUGCAGGCGGAGCACUGAGGAAGGACGAUAUGUGACUCCGCCCAUGAACGGCACCCAAUCAUCUGUUCCUCACCAUGAGCGUCUUGACCCUCUCACCUGUGGCCCCUGAGCCGCCCUCCCCCAUGGUGACAUCCAUCACCCCCACCCUGGACACCGACACCCCCACAGCCAUACCCACUGUUGUUAACCAGGAGGGGGGGUCCUCGUUGGGACCCCUCCCAGACCGCGUCACUGGGGGGCGGGGUGAGAGAGACUCGGCCCAAGGGUCCAAGAAGCCGCCGCCUCUCCACACGGGCGCCGACUGGAAGGUCGUCCUUCACCUUCCUGAAAUCGAGAAGUGGCUUCGAGCGACCGCCGACAGAGUGACGCAGUUGUCGCACUCUGUUGGACAAGAUGGUGCCAACAGACACGUGGACGCACACCUGGUGCAGCUCAAGGACAUCUGUGAGGACAUCUCGGACCAUGUGGAGCAGAUCCACGCUUUGUUGGAGACAGAGUUCUCCCUCAAGCUUCUGUCUUACUCGGUCAACAUCAUAGUUGACAUCAGGACAGUCCAGCUGCUGUGGCACCAGUUGAGGGUCUCUGUUCUGGUUCUGAAGGAGCGUCUUCUGCAGGGCCUGCAGGACCCUAACGGAAACUUCACCAGGCAGACUGACAUUCUGCAGGCCUUUAGCCAAGACCAGCACCAGACCCGUCGUCUGGAUGCCUUGACAGAGGUGGAUGACUGCGGUCAGCUGACAAUCCGCUGCAGUCAGGACUACUUCUCUCUGGACUGCGGCAUCACGGCCUUUGAGCUGAGCGACUACAGCCCGGGGGAGGAACCUGAGGCCCGAGACACCUCCCUAAAUCAGGUCCAGGAUGUGGACCAAAAACCAGAUGUAGAGCAGAUCGAAGAACCGGAAAUACCAAAACACGAACUGCAAAACGGUUUAGCUAAACUUGUGACAUGUGAUAACUCAUCAAGCCAUACCCCCCCUCCCUCAGUAGAAACCAACCAGAGCGAGACGGCGAAGCGGUCUCUGCCGGGUCAGAACCACAACAGUGUGCCGUUGCUCCCCAAGAGAGGCGCUCUGGUCGCAGAUCAGGUGGUGGACACCACAGGAGGCUUGAGUAGUGUCAGUCCAGUCUCCGAGCUUCAGAAUCAACGCACCACUGCUCUCAUGGAUCCUCCAGACCGCUCCAAAUUCUGGUUGGAGCUGGACUCAGUUUGCCCAGAAGAUAUUUCUGAGUCCUUUGAGAACCUGCAGCAGGUCAUGAAUGUUCAUAGCAUCCAGAGACAUCACAUGAGACCCCUGAUGGACCGCAGGGGUUCUUUUCGAGGAGACGUAGCCCCGCCUCCACAGGAAGGAGUGUCUCUGAUAGGGAGAACCCGAGCUGAGACAUGUGGACACAGCGAGGGUGACUCUGACUCCUCGUUACCAUCCCCCAUGAGGGAGCAGGUCCUGUCAUCAGACCUGGAGGCAAGUGGAGAGGAGUUGGACCCCAGACCUCCUGGUAAGAUGGCGGUCUGGAUGGUGAAACCCAAAGGACACAAGCAGGAGGUCCAUGUUUCAUCAGAAACCAGUCCAGACCGGGAGCACUGGUACGGCUCAGAGGAGUUCCUGGCGCUUCCUGCUCAGCUCCACAAGAGCGACAUGCUGGCCAUCAACCUGGAGAGUCUGGCCCGCACGUUGAGGCCCGUUGAUGAGGAAGUUACCUGUGAUGGUUUGCAGGAUGUGGACGACUGGGAUCUGACAGAGCUCAACCCGGACUGGGACUCUCCUGAGAGUGGAGAUGAUGUUCCUUCUCCUUUACUUCGUCCAAACAGGCAAAACCCGUUGGGCCGCUUUAGCCCCGCCUCCUCUAGCGAUAUCGUCCCCUCUUUGGAUGACAGCAUUGAGUCUGGCCCGCUGAGCGAGCUGCAGUCUGAGGAGGAAGAUGGCCGGGGGUCUGCGGACCACCGACUGCAGCCUGUGACAACCCCUUUGGACAGACGUGGUGGUGCAUCUCUGGUGCGGCAGCUGCUGGAGGACAUUCGCCAGGACAAAAACCCGGAUGUUUGGAAGACGAUUGAGAACCUGGUGCAGCAGUUGGACAGCUUCAUCUCCUGGCUGCAGGAGGCGCUGGAGAGCACGGAGAACUGGACUCAGCCCAGAGCCGACCUGGACAGCCUCAGAGUCUACCUGGACACACACCUGACCUUCAAACUAAACGUGGAGAGUCACAGUGCUCUCAAAGAGAACAUCAUGGAGGAUGGCAGAGCGCUCCUUGCCACCAUUCCUGCCCACCAGUCAGGACUCAGGGAGAUCCUCCACAUGGUGUCCAGCCAAUGGGAGCAGCUCCAGCUCCAGAUCCGCCGCCAACACAGCUGGAUGCUCCACGCUCUCCGCUGCAUCCAGACCCGCCUCCUCAACUCCAAACAAUCACAAGAGCCUUUAGGGGAGCUGACAGCCAAUCAGCAGGCUCUAUUUCCAGCAGACCACCUCCAGGCCGAGCUGGUGUCCAGUCACCAUGACGUACAGAAGGUGGCGCUGGAGCAGAUGGCGGCCAAACUGAGCAGCCUGCAUUACACCAUGCCCUCCAGCAGGAGGCACUAUGGCCAACUCGUCCACAGCAGCAGCGUGCAAGACUUUGAGGCGGAGUACCAGGAGCUCUGGGAUUGGCUGAUGGACAUGGACGCCAUGGUAACGGACAGUCACCAGCUGAUGAUGUCAGAGGAGCAGAGAGAGCACCUCUUCAAGAGCAGCCACGCUGAGCUGAUGGCGAUGGAGAACAGGAAGACCAGCCUGCUGGGCCGAGCAGAGUCUCUGAAGAGGAGUGGGACAGAACUGCCCUCAAACUUCCACCAUCAGAUCCACAACCUGACACACACUUGGACACAGCUGGAGAACAUCCUGUCUGGCCACUCAGGGUCCACCCAGCUGAUCCACUGCUCCCCCGCCAAGGUGCACCCCCUGCCAGCGGCAGCAGAGAACCCUCUCUCGCCGCUCAGCACGGCCAUGUUGGAGCAGCUGCAGGCACGCAUCAAGGAGCUGAAGGCGUGGCUACGACACACUGAGCUCCUCAUUUUCAACUCCUGCCUCCGCAGGGACAGCGAAGCCUCAACCCAACUGGCCAGCUUCAAGUCUUUGUGUUCAGACGUGCGAGCCCGACGAAGAGGAGUCUCUUCGGUCCUCAAACUUUGUCAGAAGCUUCUCCAGCAGAACCAGUCCGGCCCCGCGGCGGAAGCGGGCCCAGAGGCGGAGCAGCACCGUGAGGCUCUGCAGCUGCUGUCAAUCAACCUGGAGAGGAGGUGGGAGGCCAUCGUCAUGCAGACGCUGCAGUGGCAGAACCGACUCAAAAAGGAGCUGGGACAACAGCAGGUCCCAGGGAACUUUCUGGAACCGGGGCUUGUCGAUAUCCACCAGCCUAGCCCAGUCCGAGCCCCCCCGGUGGCACCGGCUCCAGACGAUUCGUGGGAAUGGGAUGAGACAGACAUGACAAUCACAGAAUCUCAAGAAGUACCAGAACCCGACCUCACGCACAACCUUCCCACUUCAGACGGCAUCCUGACAAGCCAGAAUCCUGAGAUCACAUCCCAAAUUUUUCCCCCUGACAACAAAGCCACCUACCAGGUCUACAGCCUCCACACGGUCGAGUUCUACAGUCCUCACGCUUUCUCAAAGGUGGAAAAGAGGAAGCAGCAUAUGUUCCAGAAGAGUCUCAGUAAGGACUCCACUUUCUCCUCCAUGGAGUCUCUCCCGGACCUCCUGGGUGGGCUGAUGCCAGGAGAGCGAGGAGGAGAGAGGCCUUUGGGCUGUCAGAGGGAGGGGGGCAGGGCAAGCGGCCAGUCAUCCAUCAGCAGUCGUCCAUCAGAGAGUGAAAGUGGGAUUGUUAGCGAUGGAGGAGACAUUGAGACCGUGACCACCAACUGUGGCCUCCUGGGGGAUGAGGAGGAAGAAGAUGUUACUGUGACGCUGCACAAAGAUGACCAAAGAGGAGGCACAACUCAAAGAACAGAAGAUGAAAGGCAGUUUAGCCACAAGACAGGAGGAAGUGAAGCAGUUGACAUCCUGAUCAACGGGGCACCACCUGACUCAGGCCGUCAUGCAGCCAAGCCUCUCCUGAGCUGCAGUGGUUUGGAUACGCCUCCUGCCCUACAAAACCUGACCUCCAGUCCUGUCUUAUCUCAGGGCUCCUCCCUGGAGUCCCUCCUGGCUCUGGGCUUGGAACUGUUCCCCUCCAAAGAAAUUCUUCAUCGCAGCGCGUCUCUGGAGAGCGGUCUAGCUCCGUGUCAUAGUGUGGACGGCGACACCUGCGCCAGUCUCGCCAGCCUUGUGGAGCUGGACCUAGGCCAAAUGAGGGAAGGUGACCAUGAUGAUGACCAUGGUGGUCUGGAAGACCAGAGGAUUGGUGAAGGAGCUCAAGGAGAGCUGAGCAGAAGAACACUUGACCUUCUGAAGCGCCUGGAGAACAUUCAGAGUCCUCUGGUAGCCAAGAUGACUCGUAGCGUGUCCGAUAUGACGCUUCGGAGCAGCUCUCCUGUCCGUCGUCAACUCGUAGCUUCUCCUUCUCUUGGAGGCCGACAUGCAGCACUCUCUCGAAGUUCACGCAAGGCACCGCCGUCCCUCAUCAAUGAGAGUUCAGCUUCGCUAACAGAGUUGAGCAGCACUGAAGACUCCUCUCUGGCUUCUGAAGACCUAACCGUGCUCCCCAAUCAGAGGAACCUCCUUCCAGAUCAGGCGAGCAACAAGCACAACUUCUACAGGAGGUGCUGCAAGAGGAGCAGCCAGAGAGAGGAAGCGGACGCCCUGAGCUUGAGCAUGGUGGUCAACGUGUCUUGCACCUCCACUUGCACUGACGAUGAGGACGACAGUGACCUCUUGUCCUCCUCCACCCUCACCCUGACAGAGGAGGAGCUGGGAGUGCGGGAUGGAGAGGAGGAGGAGGAAGAGGAGAGGCUAACACCUGCUUCAUCUGGGAACGAGGAGGACGAGGAUGAAGACACAAUGGAUCACUCCUACAUGGAGUACAUGAAGAAGGAGCUGCAGGGUUGGAGCCGACCUACUCGUACCUCUUCUUUGUCAAAGACAGAGGAGGGCCUUCAGGAUGAACUUCAGUGUGGGAGUAACCUCACCUCCUCAGAGCAACAUCAGCUCCUAAACUGUCGUCACCAAAAGGAAGAAGAGGAGAGGGAGCAGCAGGAGGCGCAGGAGAACCUCAGGAACGCUCCAAGGAGCUUCAGCAGCCAUUUCGUGGAUGACCUGGAAAAUGGGAAUAUAGAGCCGAGCUGUUUUAGUGGGAAAGACCAGGAUGACCUGCUCCUCCGAGAGGAGUCCAGUGUGUUCACAAAGAAAGGAGAACCCCUCAGGGAGACGUACACCUUUUCCAACGUCUUCAUCCCCACAGAUUCAACAAACCAACUUCCUUCAUCUCCGUCCUGUGAGCUCCUCACACCUACCUCCUCAUUGGUGGGACAGCUAAAGGGGGAGUUACCCUGCCAGAGCUCCUCCUCCUCGCCGCUAUUGCCACGCCUGGACCGCCAAUCACAUAACCGGCAGUCAGAUGACAGGCCUGGUGUGCGGAAGGCCAUCACCAUCCAGGAGAAGUUCAAGUUCUCCUCUCUGGUGAUGGAAAAGAGCAGGAGCGAGGUCCGAGACAAAGAUUCCUGCCUCCCAACCAAAAAAUGGAAAAGUUCUAACACUUCUUGCUGCCAACACCUCACCUCACACUCACCCUCCUCACCCUCCUCACCCCAGCCAGGCAGGAAGGAGGCCGUGCACGACUUUGUCAUGGAGAUCCUGGAAAUGGCCAGGAGAGGCAACGACAUUCCAGAAGAACUGAAGCAGACUGACAGGAAGUCUGAUCUUCACCGCCGACCUGCCUCUUUAGCACAGAUAAGAGACAAGGUGCUGCAGCAUUCCCACCAGCCUCUGCAGCUGCGUAAAGGAGACUUCUACUCCUACUUGGCACUCUCCUCGCACGACAGCGACUGCGGUGAGGUCACUCAGUGCACCGAGGACAAGAGCGCCACACCGGCGCCUUACGUCAUCCCAGCAUACGCCACGCCCACGCAAGGCCUCAGCAGCCCAGAACCGGACACUAACCCCAGCCAGGGAACUUCUCAGAUGUCCUCAACUUGCUGUGAUGACAACAAGGUCUGCGCUCUUGACUUGGAGUCACAUGAUCAUCUUGCAACAAGCCCCUCCCCCUCUUUUCCUCAAAGCCCAGACAUCCGGGAUGAGGAGACCCUCUUUCCAGCCUGCACAGAGGAGGUUUACCUGGGCCCGCCCCUCUGCUACAGCAUGCCCCCCACUAAAAAAGCACCCAAGGCGUCUCUCCUCACACGUCACAGAGGGUCCGAUCCAGAGGAGGUAAUCCCUCCUGUCCCGGAGCCUCUUUACAGCUCCUUCUCCAUCAGCACCUCCCCUAUGAAGAGCCCUGCCGAGACUUCCUGUUCUGGUUCUGGUGAGGACCCACGCCUCCUCUGUGAUGUCGCCGGCGGUGUGGGAGCAUGGCGGGGGGAGACGAGUCUUAAUGAGGCUCCUUCUUAUCUUCAUCCCCUGAUAGACUCGCCCUCAGCAGCACGCACUAAAGCGCUUGAAUCCAAUAUUGGCGUCGUAAUGACCAAGAUAAGUGUCGGCGGAGCCGCUACAAAUCCCUCAAAAGAGCCGGCCGCUGCCGCUGCGCGUAUUAAUCCCAAAAUGAACUGCUGGCCGAUGAAAGAGGCUGAUAGAGCGGCUGGGGGGAGGCGAGGAGAGGCGGAUGCUCGCAGCUUCAAGCAGCCGGAGGCGACGGCGAGAGGGCGGCGAGGCUCGCGACAGGAAGCCAAGAUGACGACCACGACAGCGGCCAAGCAGGUCAGCUCUGUCAAUCAAACCACCAGGGCGUCACAGGGGCGGAGCCAAAUCCCCAUCAGACCGCCUGCCUCCAGGAUGGGGCCAAUUAGAGGUGGACCUGCAGGAGGCGGAGCUAUCCGAGUCCAGCCGUGAGGAGACCUCCGACGAUCUUCACCGACGGAGAGCACGUCCUACAGUAACACGGACUUGCAAACACCUCUAUGACACACACACACACACACACACACACACACAACGGUGGUGUUAAAUAAGAAGAAAAGAAUGUUCUUGUCACUGACGAAGAAGAACGUGGAAGAAGGUCUGAAGAGAAGAAGAAGCCGAGAAAGUGUACGGACGGAAACGUGCCCGUGUGAGCAUGUGACAUGGCGAGGCAUACAGGAUGAUGUGAAAGCGAAACGUAGAAGGAAACAGGAGAUGAAAACAAGGUUUAAUCUAUGCAACACGACCAAAGCAGCCAUGUUGCGUGUGCGAUGGUGGCGCGCGAGCGUGUGUGUGUUUCUGUUUGACGUGAACGCGAGUCUCAAGUCUUUAGCGUGUAUUUGUGCCUUGCUGUAUGCCGACAUCUUUUUAAGACAACGAUGAACGUUGAUGCGAGCCUGAAGUGAGCUAGUGUACAUUUGUAAAGCUGGAAUGUUCCGUGUGUGUUCGUGUAGCUCCGUGUGUCGUGUCCUCGGUAGCAUUAGCGUUACAAGUGGCCUGCAUGAUUCCUGCUAACUGCUAGCGAGCAAAGUUCAUUCAUUGCAAGACUUGUUGUUUGUUCUUUUAUGUAACACUCUGUGACAGGACGUCAAAGAUGUCUGUUUGCUAAAUUAGCAAAGCAUGCAUCAGAAGGUGGUCCUGUUAUUCCUCUUGUACCUCCUCAUCCUGGGAGAGGCAUGCUAAGCUAGGCUAAUAUUCAAUAAAAAAUAAAGAAUCAUUAGCACCGAUUGUUAUUUGUCUUUCUUGUGUCACCUGAUUGUGGAAUAAACGACAAGCUAGGCUACGUUAUUAGUCAAGCUAGUGAGCAGCUAUCUGGGCCGUUACAACCAAUUGCUACCAUUUGCA